Messenger RNA from Hordeum vulgare subsp. vulgare (domesticated barley), 1002 nucleotides. Its product is annotated as mitochondrial import inner membrane translocase subunit TIM23-1-like. Lineage: Eukaryota; Viridiplantae; Streptophyta; Magnoliopsida; Poales; Poaceae. The record is from RefSeq and is a predicted model, not a curated record. Gene Ontology annotation, biological process: protein import into mitochondrial matrix. Gene Ontology annotation, cellular component: mitochondrial inner membrane; TIM23 mitochondrial import inner membrane translocase complex. Gene Ontology annotation, molecular function: transmembrane protein transporter activity. Bases 64 to 645 code for a protein of 193 amino acids. The transcript has a single exon.
CUUUCCUUUCUUUCUUUCUUGCACCCCACGCCCACCGCCGCCGCCGCCGCCGCCGCCGUCGCCAUGGCCGAUCCGCGGCUGCACCCGUCGGGGUCCCGCGACGAAUCCGACGGCCGUCGCCUCUACGACCCGUACCAGGACCUCAACAUCCCCACCGCCUACAAGAACCUCUACGACCUGCCCACCUCCCCCGAGUUCCUCUUCCAGGAGGAGGCCCUCGUCCACCGCCGCUCCUGGGGCGAGAACCUCACCUACUACACCGGCGUAGGAUACCUCUCCGGUGCCGUCGCGGGGGCCGCGCUCGGCCUGCGCGAGGCCGCACAAGCCGCAGAGCGCGCCGACACGGCCAAGAUCCGAGCCAACCGCCUCCUCAACUCCUGCGGCUCCGCCGGACGCCGCGUCGGCAACAGGCUCGGCGUCAUCGGACUCCUCUACGCCGGCAUGGAGAGCGGAAUGGUCACCGCCCGCGACGGCCACGACGACUGGAUCAACAGCGUCGUCGCGGGACUCGCCACCGGCGCCCUCUUCAGGGCCGCACAGGGGCCACGCUCCGCAGCCGUCGCCGGAGCCCUAGGUGGGGUCCUCGCAGCCGCCGCCAUGGCCGCCAAGCAGGCUGCCAAGAGAUACGCGCCCGCCGCAUUCUGAUUCAUGCUCCCUCCCUCAUGGUAUCACAUCACAUCACAUUACAGUACAUUACUCGCUGCCGCCGCCGCGAUCAAUCGAAUCAGAAUCCGAUGGUCGGAACAAUUGUUUGACAAGGGAUGUACUAGUUUCUUCUUCGUUCAUACUGUAUUAUUAUUUGAUGAGAAGGGUCAUCUUCUCGACAAUUAUGGUAUUAUUAAGUGUUAUGCUAUAUGCAAUCGAUGCCAUCGGUAUCGGAUCAGCAGACGAAUUUUUGACAUGCCUUGUUGCAAUGUAACAUCUUCUUCAUCACUACAACUUAGUUAGCGACUUUGUUGGUGGGUGCCAGACUUAAUAAUACAACUGUCAGCGUUUACAUUA